AUGCGCGUUGAAUUUCUGUUUGAGUGCUUCAUCGUGAUAUCUCGCGUGCUGAUCUCGCAGACUUCAUCAGUGAAUUGGAAUGAUAAGGUAAGCCAUGUUCAUCUUUUUUGUAAGUUCUCCCAUUUUUUCUUUUGUUUUUAAGCUUUUUAUGAUCCAAACUUUUGUGUUUUCCAAAACAGAUCAUGGAAAUUAAAGCAGAAGCUAUCGGAAGUCUGUCAAACCUUUUGCGUGAACGCGGGUAAGUCUCUUGAUUUCAGUUUAUCCAACUAUUUAAGAACUAUUCUUUCGUCUUCUACAUUUGUUAAAUAUUUCAAUACGUUGUUCUUUUCUUUUCCAGCCUUGAGUUACCUGUAACCCUGAGAGACCUGCUAGUCAAUGCGAGGUCUUUAUCAGGGAAGACCCAUAACAAAGAACUCCGAUCAUUUAUUUACAGGGAAAUGUUUACGUUUUUGGUGGUAGGUAAUCUUGAAACCAUGUCUUAAAAAUGAUGGUCUGAUUUUUGUUAGAAUCAGUGAUGUCAUUUAUAACUUUUUGCAGUCGAAUUGAAAUCAACAGCGAAAUAAAGCAUUCGGUUGGGAGCAUGGAAGAAUAUACAUGUACUGAAGGUGUGAAAUUUGCAACUGUGUUCCACGUGUGCUCCAUUUGAUCAGCACUCCGUGCAGUUGCAAAUCGCAAAAGAAUGCCAAGUUUGUGGCUUUUCGAUCCAAAUCAGGAACAUAAUAUAACAUUCUGCUUCCAUUUUUUCUCUCUUUCGACGUUUUGAUCGCUCAAACUUUACCCUGAGAAUCUCUAUGGAUUAAGUUUAUCGAUUGUUCAUCUCAGUCGACUUUUGUCAGUGUAGAAAUGGGCUUAUUCUUUUGUUAUAAACCGUUUUUUCUACUAUGGAGCGAAGAGUAGUGUAAUCAAUUGAUUGUGUUAUUCAGUAGCCCACUAUUGUCCUCACUCUAAGAAGUAGGGUCUACAUCUUCAUGGGUUUAUGCAAUGACUGAAGCUGAUCACUGCAGUAAUGAGAAUCUUUAGAUUUGGGGAUUAGUAACCAAUCCUAAACACUUGUCUCUACAUAAAUACCGAACACUUAGCACACUGAAAUGUAUCUUUCUUUUCCUUUUCCAGCAUCAAAAUGGCAUAGGAGAUGGGUCAUCCCUCAUAUAUCCCCCCGAAAUACUUGACACUAUUCGUCAACUAUAUCCUGGGGUUAUAAAAAAUUAUACACCCAAGAGUAAAAAGGUAACAAAAAUUGAAUAAUUCAACUUAUGUCAAGAAACUAGAGUAAAAUUUUAAGACUUUGUUUCUGUCAUAGAGAAAGAGCUUCUACGAAGUACCUCUGGAGGAGCUCAUCGAAGUUUACAAGGAGGCUGAUAUGAGGGAUGGCUUACAGGUAAGCACUUUUUCCAUGGGUGGAGUGUUGAGCAAACCACUUUUGGCUUACUUAACCUAUGGCCUUCGCAGGAAUGGCUCAGUAUUCUAUGCGAUGAAGCUUAAUGGGUUAUUGACCCAUAUCUGUUUGGCGCCAUAGACCUGGUAGUUCAUCCAGAAAAAAAGAUGGGCAAGGCAGGAAUGGCCAUUGCUUGACUGCAUUUUUUACAGCAAGAGUAAUAUUACUAAUUAUCUCUUUAAUAGUAGAGACAAUCAAAAUGGAAGAUGUGAAAUNGAUGAAGCUUAAUGGGUUAUUGACCCAUAUCUGUUUGGCGCCAUAGACCUGGUAGUUCAUCCAGAAAAAAAGAUGGGCAAGGCAGGAAUGGCCAUUGCUUGACUGCAUUUUUUACAGCAAGAGUAAUAUUACUAAUUAUCUCUUUAAUAGUAGAGACAAUCAAAAUGGAAGAUGUGAAAUGUACAUUAGUCCUAUAUUUGAAUGACAUGAUUACCCUAACACAGGGUUGUCACUAAGAUUUCAAGUUGCCGUGUAAAUACAACAAGUAGGCGGGGAAUCAAACAGCUAAGGAUUUAUUUUGGUUCUAUUUUUCUUGUAUUUUCCAAUAAAAGUAGCCGGGGACCAUUCUCAGUAGCCGGGGAAAAUCCCCGGCCCCCGGAUCUUAAUGACAACCCUGCUAACAAUAGUCCAAAUCCUCCUUUAGCAGGACUGGGUCUUGUCUUUUUUUUGUUACCAUUAAUUUUCCUUGCGUUCAUUUUCUCUCUCCUUUGUUUGCAGCAAGCCCAAGAUGGCCCUAGCUCACCAGCAGCCAAAAGACCAAAAAAGAAUUAUUAA
This is a messenger RNA of Porites evermanni, 2206 nucleotides long. The record is from the annotation of a GenBank genome assembly. NCBI's taxonomy places the organism in Eukaryota, Metazoa, Cnidaria, Anthozoa, Scleractinia, Poritidae.